AUGCCUGCCUACGAGAUUCAGGACAAUCCCAACGACAAGACAUGGCAGCCUAAUGGGGAAGCCACCUACACUGACGAUAACUAUGACGACGAGGCAGAUGAUCCCAACGAUAAAGAUCCUACACUCGAACCACCUCUCCAGUGCCAUUAUCCCAGCAAGUUUAGGUCAAGCACGGUUAACGCGGACGAUGAUCAAAUCCCUGGAGUCCAAACCAAGAAGGCGGGCCGGCCAUCUACAAACGUCCACAAACGCAGGCCACACGUAGAAGAAGAGGAAGAUGAUGAAGUCGUGAACUUCUGGUACGGAUUCACAGUCACUAAAGGACAACCGCAACGCCGUUAG
This is a messenger RNA of Pyrenophora tritici-repentis Pt-1C-BFP, 342 nucleotides long. The record is from RefSeq and is a predicted model, not a curated record. NCBI's taxonomy places the organism in Eukaryota, Fungi, Ascomycota, Dothideomycetes, Pleosporales, Pleosporaceae.